This is a messenger RNA of Botrytis cinerea B05.10, 3529 nucleotides long. It is a transcript of the gene Bctmn3, whose product is annotated as Bctmn3. Gene Ontology annotation, biological process: protein localization to membrane; vacuolar transport. Gene Ontology annotation, cellular component: membrane; Golgi apparatus. The record is from RefSeq and is a predicted model, not a curated record. The transcript is spliced from 3 exons. NCBI's taxonomy places the organism in Eukaryota, Fungi, Ascomycota, Leotiomycetes, Helotiales, Sclerotiniaceae. Bases 991 to 3162 code for a protein of 723 amino acids.
GGCAACACAAUCAAAGAUAUAUUAUUCCAUCUUCCGUACCAAUCACGUCGGAGGAAAUGUGUGUGUAUAUCUAUCUGCUCUUUACACGGUACCCUUUACUCUUCUUGACUUUGUACACAUCCUUACCUCGACAUCUUCAAUUUCUUUCUCUUCAUGCCAUCUCCCUCCCCUUGGCCAUCUCCAUUCUCAUACCUCGCCGCCCCAAACCCGUUCAAGCCGUUUUGGUGGAGAAUAUCGAUCUCCUAAGUAGUUUUGGCUCUAGUUCGCGUUCUCGCUCGCGUUCUCGCUCAUCGAUGGUUCCACUCCCAUCUUAACCUUACCCCGAAGAGCUUCAACCAUCAGUUUGCCUCGCUCGAACUUCCAGAUUGCCAUCGAGUAACAUAAUUCACACACCGACACCGACACCGACACCGACGCCUCUGUCUCCAUCUUCGUUCGUUCGCGGAAAGACACCUUCGCACUUCCCUUUGCCACGAUUGAAAUCUUUCCAAAGAGGUACUUUGUGCCCAUUGCGCUCGUUAUUAAGGAUCACCAGUGGACUUUGCUUUAAUCCUUGAACGUUUAAGCUUCUGAUCCGAAAUAUAACCCCAAUCCCCAUAUUACGCUUUAUGCCAUCGCGCAUCCAUCCAUCUUGAAGGACCAACAGAGCGAUACGGCGUCUUGGCUAAAGAUUGGAGACGGGGAAAAGGGAAAAGGGAAAAGGGAAAGAAGGAGGCGCUCGUUGUGCACCUUUCCAUCUCACCAACAAAAGAAGAAGAAGAAGAAGAAGAAGAAACCUUCAAUCGUAAAUCAUAAACUCGCAAUCAUUCCAUUCUUUCAUCGAUAAGAAAACACUUUAUCUUCAAUUCAAUCGCGACAACUCCGUCUGGUGCGACCAUCAUCGAACGGCAUCUACGGACCUUCCGGACUUCAAAGCUGGGGGGAAAUUCGAAUUUUACCGGAGCGACUUACACUUUUUCAUAAUUUAUUGGACAAGAUAACAUCAAUAAUAUGGCGACCAAUUCUUCCAUGAGGAUAGGAAGUUGGUUACUCUUCUUCCUGGCAAUUUCAAUCACGGAUGCUUUCUAUAUACCAGGUUGGUCGAUUAAAAGUUACAAAGACAACGAAGCAAUCCCAUUGCUAGUCAACAAGGUUUACUCCGACAAUACACAAUUACAAUAUGCCUACUACGAUCUUCCAUUCGUGUGUCCUCCAACCGGUGUUCGUCAUGCCGGAUCUUCUCUACUCAGCGGCCAAAGUAUAUCAUUGAAUCUCGGCGAAGUCUUACGCGGAGACAGAAUAACACAAUCCGAUAUCGAAUUGGUAAUGGGGAAGGAUCAAGAAUGCAACUUCCUCUGUUCCAAAACGGUCACUCGAAGAGAUCUUAAACGCGCAAAGGAAUUGGUUAAGGAUGGUUAUGUUGUGGAAUGGAUUGUGGAUAAUUUACCUGGAGCAACGAGUUUUGUGACGGUGGAUAAAAGCAAGAAAUAUUACGCUGCCGGAUUCAAAUUGGGCUACAAGGACUUUUCUCAAACCGGCAAAGCGAGAUAUUUCAUCAACAAUCAUCUUACAAUCGUGCUGCGGUAUCGAAAAGCUCCAGGAAAGGAUGGAGAAAAAGGUGGAAAGGUUAUUGUUGGAUUCGAAGUUUAUACCAAGAGUGUUGGAGCUGAUAAGAGAGUGGAAUCGGGAUGUCCUGCGGAUCUAAAUGAUGCCAAUACACCAUUUGAAUUAUAUCUCGCCCCGAAUCAUACCGAUUCUUCACCCGCCCUCGCAUACCCACUUUCAUCAUAUCAUCCACCGGAGAGAGAAAUAGAUUUGGAUGAUGGAGCUACAAUGGAGAUUCCAUACACCUACUCUGUUUAUUUCCGUGAGGAUGAAAAGGUCGAAUGGAGGAAUCGAUGGGAUCUAUACUUCGUUAACCAAGAGGAAGGAACAAGAAUUCACUGGUUGGCUAUUGUCAAUUCUUUGAUCAUCUCAGGUCUUCUUAGUGGCAUUGUUGCUAUGAUCUUGGCCAGAACUGUUCGAGGAGAUAUUAAAGCAUAUACAAAGGAUGUCUCAGGAGAAGAUGGAAAAUUGAAACCAAAAAGAAGAUCUAGACCUGGUAGUGGAGCAAGAUCACCUAAAACCGGAGAAAAAACUGGGCUUGGUUUAUUGGAUCAGGUUGAUACUGAGAAUGAUGCGGACGUUUCUUCUGAUGACGAGCAACUGGAAGAUAUUACUGGUUGGAAAUUACUUCAUGGAGAUGUUUUCCGUCCACCUCCUUAUGGAUAUCUUCUAGCACCUUUGGUCGGAUCUGGAAUGCAACUCGUUUUCAUGGCCUUUGGAUUACUUUCUCUAAGUAGUCUAGGUAUACUGAACCCUAGUUUCCGUGGUGGAUUUAUCAGUGUCGGAAUUGGUCUUUUCAUCUUCGCAGGAGUUUUCUCUGGUUAUUUCAGCGCACGCGUCUACAAAACAUUUGGAGGUCUCAAUUGGCGCAAAAAUACCUUGAUCACAGCCAUUCUCUUCCCUGGUCUUCUCUUUUCUCUAGUUUUCAUCCUCAAUCUAUUCGUCUGGGCCCAGGCAUCUAGUACCGCCCUUCCAUUCGGUACCCUUAUUGCUCUCGUAUUCCUAUGGCUUUGCAUCCAACUCCCUCUUGUCUACGCUGGUUCUUACUACGGUUACACACGUUCCGGCGCAUGGGAAUCCCCAACAAAAACGGCUAUUAUCCCUCGACAAGUACCAAUUCAGCCAUGGUAUAUUCGUUCUACCUCUUCAAUUCUCCUAGCUGGCCUCAUCCCUUUCGCAGUAAUCUUUAUCGAACUUCUCUUUGUCUUCCAAUCACUUUGGCAAGAUAAAAGUGGAUAUUACUACGUAUUCGGUUUUCUCUCUCUCAUAACUCUUCUUCUUAUCAUCACCAUUGCGGAAGUCACAAUUGUUACUAUUUACAUUAAACUUUGUGCUGAAGAUUACAAUUGGUGGUGGCAUUCUUUCCUUGUAGGAGGUGGAUCAGCAGUUUGGGUUAUGGCGUAUUGUGUGUGGUUUUACAUGAGGAGGUUACAUAUUGAGGGAUUUGUUAGUGGAAUGUUGUUUUUCAGUUACUGUGGAGUCGUAGCUGUUACUUAUGGAUUGGCGACGGGAACCGUAGGAUUUUUGACAAGUUUUUGGUUUGUGAGAAGGGUUUAUGGUGCGAUUAAAGCAGAUUAAUAAUAACAAUAGCUACGAACGAAUAAACGAGUGGACGUACAAAUUCUAGUUCCGAUACCAUUAUUUCGUUUCUUGGCGUUUCGGUUUGGAUGGAAUGGGAUGGAAUAGGAUUAAGGUUGGGAAUAGGAAUAGCAAUAGGAGUUUAGUUUUAUGUGAGAAGUGAGAAGUGAGGGAGGAGAGGGGGAAGUGGAAGUCGGCGCAAGAUUAAGUAUAUGUACAUUUACAUAUGUAUGUACAAGAAAUAGCGAGGAAUAAUUAAUUAAACAAACAAAAUUCUAUUGAUGGAUUGGUGAUUUGGUUGAUGAGGCUGAUUUUUUGGUGUCAGAGGUAGUAAUAAGAUCAGGUAGUAUUAGUUGUAAAUGCAGCA